AUGACUCACAUGAUGGGUCCCACAGAGUGCGCGAUGGUCGCCACAAUGCCCUUCCUGGAUAACGGUUGCGCCAAUCUAGCGGAUUACGGUUGCUAUGCGAGCGAUUAUUGGGCCACGCCCUACUCCACAGGCGGCCUCAGCCCCAUGAAACAGAUCGAAGCUUGCAUACAGACGGCGGGCAAAGAUCGAACCUCCUAUAAGCCCCUCGAACAGAUCGAUGCGAAGCUGGCGGAUAUCGAUAGGCAGAGCACGGGUAGUGGCAGCAGUAGUCAAAGCAGCAGUGCCGGAAGCUGCCAGGAAGGCGGCAACAACAAUAACAGCAAUGGCGUCCAUGAUGCUUCCAAUUACACGAGUGGCAGUAACAAUAACAACAACGCCAACAGCAGCAGUAAUGAACUAACAUGCAAUGUAGCGGGAGCCGCAACGGGAUCGGGAUCGGUAACAGGCGCUGCAGCGACAGCCAAGAAAUACAAACACAGUCACAAAAAAGACGAACCGGAGCCUGUCCAUCCCUCGCUGGCUCAGGCAAUUGUGGUGCUGGAGACGAAGGCACUCUGGGAUCAGUUCCAUGCCCAGGGCACUGAAAUGAUAAUCACAAAAACAGGGCGCCGCAUGUUCCCCACAUUUCAGGUGCGCAUCGGCGGUCUCGACCCCCAUGCCACCUACAUCGCCAUGAUGGACUUCGUGCCCAUGGAUGACAAGCGAUACCGUUAUGCGUUCCACAACUCCUGUUGGGUGGUCGCCGGCAAGGCCGAUGCCAUUUCCCCACCCCGCAUUCACGUCCAUCCAGAUUCGCCAGCCACCGGCGCCAAUUUCAUGAAGCAGAUCGUUUCCUUCGAUAAACUAAAGCUUACCAACAACCAACUGGACGAGAAUGGUCAUAUAAUACUGAACUCCAUGCAUCGCUACCAGCCACGCUUCCAUUUGGUCUACUUGCCAGCAAAGAAUGCGUCAUUGGACGAGAACGAUCAUUCGAGUCACUUUCGCACAUUCAUUUUCCCGGAGACGAGUUUUACGGCCGUGACUGCCUAUCAGAAUCAGCGGGUGACACAGCUGAAAAUAUCGAGUAAUCCCUUCGCCAAAGGCUUCCGGGACGAUGGCACCAACGAUGUCACCGGUGGCAGUUUAGGCAUGUCCAGUAUGAGUCAUGAGAGCCAGGCCCGUAUGAAGCAACACAAUGCGCAGCAGCAACAACAGCAACAACUGCAACAGCAGCAACACCAGCAGCAGCAACAACAACAACAACAACAGCACAAGGCAAAAGAUAGAAGCAGCAGUAGUUAUGGAUUGGCAGGACACACCGAACUGGAGCAGCAUACCGCAUCGCUUUUGGGCGGCGCACAUCUGCCGGUCACGCCCUCCAGUAGCACCACAUCCGGUAAUUCACCGGACUUGUUGGGUCAACAAACUCAGCAGCAGUUGCAAAUACAACAGCAACAACAGCAGCAACAACAACAGCAGCAACAAACACAGCAACAAUCAUUGCAAGCUCAUCAAAUGCCGCCUAGCUAUGGGAGCUACCAUUACCAGCAGAGUGGACCGGCGACAUCGCUCGGCACACUCACGCCCCUCUCAAACAGUUCCGGCUCCCACAACUCCACCUCUCCGCCCGCAACUGCCGCCGCCAGCUCACAGGUAAUGGCCGCAGCCAACAUAUACUCGAGCAUCGGCCAACCCUAUGCGGCCGAGCAGAGCAACUUCGGAGCCAUCUAUCACCACAACACGGCCCACUAUCACGGCCACGGAUAUGCCAGUCCCUACGAUAAGCUCAAAGUAUCGACUGGUCAUAUGCGUCAGGCAGCGGCGGCCGCCUAUGGGAUGAGCAGCUAUCAGAGCUUCUACGGAUCUGCAGCGGCUGCGGCGGCACAUCAAAUGAUGCGCCCAAACAGCUACAUUGAUCUGGUGCCCCGUUGAAUGGCCGAUGGGGAGGUGAGGAGUAGGAUGGUGGGGUGGUGUGAGUUGCUCCCCUAAUUUGAGAAAAUAUGCAAAGUAUUAGUGUGGAAUUAGAGUGGAGGUCCGAAGUAGAGCCCUGCAUGAGCAAAUAAAUGAAACAGUAUACUGCUUGCCUAGUGCCCAAGUGAUCUGGAGUAGAUGAUAUGAUCGGAUAUAGAGCAAGUUUAAAUCCCUGAACCGAAACUGAACUAAAAAGAGGGAAGUUCACAUAUAUAUAUAUAGCUAGUCAUCCCGAAUGAAACGUUAUUCGAUCACAUUUUAAUAUCUGCAGUGCGAUCAAACAAAGGACAAUAUAAAAAUAUUCAUUUAUGAAAGCUUAAAGAAGAAUAAAGAUCUUUCGAGUGCUCCGGUGUGUAUGUGUGGACAAGUACAUAUGUCUGGACCAUAGCGUAUGUCCGAUAAGUAUGUCUGGAUCAUAAUUAUACAAGAUUGAAUAGAAUGUCAAUACAAGACCAUUGAUUUUUGAAAGAUUAAAGAAGCGAAAUUUAGACUCAUUAAUGCUAGGCAAGCUAUUUAACGAACUGCCGCGUAGUCCCGAGAUAAUUUCUCAAAUAGAACAGGUCUCGAUAACAUUUUUUGUUUAGCUCGAGUUAGAUUAGAUUGAAAGCCAGCACUAGCUCAUUAAAUUAGGAAAGCUUUUGAAAGCCUUUCAUUAAAACACGCCAUGCCUAUUCGCGUGCCAUUCAUGUCCUUUCGCCGCACC
Scaptodrosophila lebanonensis is the source of this 2656-nucleotide messenger RNA. RefSeq names its product T-box transcription factor TBX1 (gene org-1). The transcript has 9 exons. Bases 1 to 1914 code for a protein of 637 amino acids. Gene Ontology annotation, cellular component: nucleus. The record is from RefSeq and is a predicted model, not a curated record. Gene Ontology annotation, biological process: positive regulation of DNA-templated transcription; regulation of transcription by RNA polymerase II; cell fate specification. Gene Ontology annotation, molecular function: RNA polymerase II cis-regulatory region sequence-specific DNA binding; DNA-binding transcription factor activity, RNA polymerase II-specific. Lineage: Eukaryota; Metazoa; Arthropoda; Insecta; Diptera; Drosophilidae.